Messenger RNA from Electrophorus electricus (electric eel), 3621 nucleotides. It is a transcript of the gene fli1, whose product is annotated as Fli-1 proto-oncogene, ETS transcription factor. Lineage: Eukaryota; Metazoa; Chordata; Actinopteri; Gymnotiformes; Gymnotidae. Gene Ontology annotation, cellular component: nucleus. The record is from RefSeq and is a predicted model, not a curated record. Gene Ontology annotation, biological process: cell differentiation; regulation of transcription by RNA polymerase II. Gene Ontology annotation, molecular function: sequence-specific DNA binding; DNA-binding transcription factor activity, RNA polymerase II-specific.
UAGCUUCCUUCUCUAGCGGAGUGACUUCACUUCCCAAAAUUAGAGGAAAAAAACCAUCCGGCUAAACUGUCUCUUUCUCUCCGCGACAUCUCGGGGGCUGGAAUUAAUUCAGGCGCGUGUCAUGUUUGGAAUAUUGUUGGGGUACACUGAAAAUUGCACAAAAUGGACGGAACUAUUAAGGAGGCGCUAUCAGUGGUGAGUGAAGACCAGUCCCUGUUCGAGCCUCCCUACGCUGCUGCCGCGCCGCUCGCCAAGACGGACAUGACGGCGUCCAGUGCUCAGGAUUACGGACAGGCCCACAAGAUCAACCCCGUCCCCCCCCAACAGGAGUGGAUCAACCAGCCCGUCCGCGUCAGCGUGAAGCGCGAGUACGACCACCUCAACGGAACCAGGGAGUCCCCGGUGGACUGCAGUGUGGGGAAAUGCAAUAAGAUGGUGAGCAGCUCCGAGACGUCACAGAUGGGUUACGGAGGCUACAUGGACGAGAAGAGUGCCCCACCCCCCAACAUGACCACCAAUGAGAGAAGAGUAAUCGUCCCCGCAGACCCGUCCCUGUGGUCUCCAGACCACGUGCGGCAGUGGCUAGACUGGGCUGUGAAGGAGUAUGGUCUCCUGGAGAUCGACACGGCCAUGUUCCAGAACACGGACGGAAAGGAACUGUGCAAGAUGACCAAGGAGGACUUCCUGAGGCUCACGAGUGUCUACAACGCUGAAGUCUUGCUCUCACAUCUCAUUUAUCUCAGGGAAAGUAGCUCAUCGCUAUCAUACAAUGCACCAUCUCACACUGACCAGUCUCCCCGGGUGGCCCCAAAGGAAGAUGUCUCUUAUGAUGCUGUGCGACGAACUGGCUGGUCGAGCAAUAUGCACAGUGGCAAGGGCUCCCCGACUGUGGUCUCUCAGAACGUGGCCAAGAGUUCUGAUCAGCCUCGGUCUCAGCCAGAUCCCUAUCAGAUCCUUGGACCAACAAGCAGUCGACUUGCCAACCCAGGGUCAGGUCAGAUCCAGCUGUGGCAGUUCCUGCUGGAGCUGCUGUCGGACAGCGCCAAUGCUGGCUGCAUCACGUGGGAGGGAACCAACGGUGAGUUCAAGAUGACAGACCCGGACGAGGUGGCGCGGCGCUGGGGCGAGCGCAAGAGCAAACCCAACAUGAACUACGACAAGCUGAGCCGCGCCCUCCGCUACUACUACGACAAGAACAUCAUGACCAAGGUGCACGGCAAGCGCUACGCCUACAAGUUUGACUUCCACGGCAUCGCCCAGGCUCUGCAGCCCCACCCUGCUGACUCCUCCGUCUACAAGUACCCGUCCGACCUGGCCUACGUGCCUCCAUACCACGCGCACCAGCAGAAGGUCAACUUCGUCUCGCCGCAUGCCCCCUCCAUGCCCGUCACCUCCUCCAACUUUUUUGGCCCCACCAACCCUUACUGGAGCUCCCCAACGGCAGGAAUCUACCCAGGUGCCAGCGUUCCUCGGCACCCCAACUCCCACGUUCCCUCCCAUCUUGGCAGUUACUACUAAAGCCCCUCCCCUGGCCGUCAUGGCAACUCUCCUGGCUGCACUCGGAUACAAAAAACAAACAAACAAACAAACAAAAAAAACACAAACAAACAAACAAAAGUUAAAAAGGAAGAAAGUAAAGGAUGCUGGGAAAAGAGAAAAUGGUUACGCUUCUCUUUUUGAGCAGAACUCUGGCUGAAUUUGCAAAAUGAAAAACUGUUUGAAGAAAUUGGAAGGAAAGAGAAAUUUGUGGGGGAGGGAUUAAACCAAAAAAAAAAAAAAAACCCACAACUGGACGUCAUGUUUUGAUCCACUUCGAAAUGGAGUACUACUUAUUCACAGGACAAGUGACUGGUUUUGUGGAGUUUGUUUUUGUGGACUGUUUGUCUGGAGUGCCUGCAUCUCCACUUGUUUUCGUGCCUUUCUAUCGCUGACAGUAUGGGCCAAAGCAGUAUGGGCCAAAGCAGUAUGGGCCAAAGCAUCUCUUCCACACACACACACAUAUACACACACACACACACACACACACACACACACACACACACACACACACACACACAUCAAACAUAGACGCUUAAUUUUACCUUGAAAUGACUGAUAAUUGACUGAUAUAGUCACUGAAAAUCCACCGCUGUAAAUCGCCACGUUCUGCAAAUGUGAACUCUCCUCAGGCCAUGACGUGGCCAUGUCUGGACCUGUGCCAGGCUGUGGAGCAGCAUCGUAGCACAAAGAUCAUCCCAAAAUGGCAGAGGCUGCAAUUGCUCUCUCGUAUGCUUAUGAUGAGCGUAACAUUCCAGUGCUUUCAAAUAACUCGGGCCUGGCCAUGUGAUUUCAACCUGUUUGCCCACCUGUCCCCUCUCCUCUAAAAGGAGGGAUUCAUUCUAGAUUAUCUGGCAACUGGAACGUGUUGCCGUUCACUUCUCUCCUGCCGUCCUAACUGGAAUGCUGGAGCCCUGGCAGCGCGUGAGGGAAACGCUGUAGCUUUGCCCGUGAGGUUUGUCCCAAAGUGUGCGCCAGGCUAGCUUGCGCUAAACAUAUUAUUGCACAUCUAGUUCCUCUCCAUCUUGAUGGCAGAGUCAGUAUUAGUGCCCACUGACCUUCUCAGUCACCACAAUUCCCUGAUUUCUUUUUUUUUAAUGCUGUACUUGCAAGUUCCUAGUAUUUCCCAGUGUUUCAAAACAUUUCCAGCCAAUGGGUCAGUCAUCACAACCCCAGUAGUAAUAUUCCAAUAACUGGUAACUGGUAAGGUAACUGAUAUCAGUCAGUUACUGAUAGGGAUACAUAGUAUAGUAAUUCCUCAAUUAUCACUGAAAGGUGUCUAGAUGCUAAAUGUGGUUGGUCAAGUGAAAAUCAAACACUGUAAAACGAUAAAAGUGUUUAAAGCCAAACUACAAGGCUAGGUCUGGUGUGAAAAAAUGUCCAUGAGGCAGAUGAUAAACUUCAUCUCACUUGGUGUUAAUUUUAAAGCAAUUUUAAGUGGUUUGUGUUUCACCACUGAGCUAUACUGUGUUUGUAACUUAAUUUUCCAGUGAAAAUUCACUAUAUUUAAACCAACAGUAAUUUCACUUAAAAAAAGUUCCUUAACUCAUAACCUUUGCCAGUCCUUACCUGAAGCUACUUAGCUCACUGAACAGUUGAAUGUGGACAUUAUGCAAAGUACCUCUUAAAGAAAACUUUAAUUAAACAAGUUAGCCGUUUAAACAAUACAAAAGGUUGACACCAUAGAGAUCCUCAGAUUCGCAAACGCUGUGCGUUUGUCAGACCUAUUUGCUAUUAUUUUUUAAUCGAUGGUCAACUAGGCAUUAAAAAGCAUCUUACUGUAUAAAUUAUGCAGAGUUAUUUUCAUAUGUGACAGUAUUAAAAGAUCAAGAUAAUUAAUACGAGUUGACCUCGGUCAAAAUGCAAACUUUUUUAAGCCGUUUCUGAAGGUAGUAUGUACAGUCUUAAUGUUUUUGUGUCUGUACAUUUGGACAAUAAGUUUAUGAAUGUUUUUGUUUUUGAUGUGCUCUGUGCCUUGCCACUGCGAGGUAAAAAAUAAUUGAUCUGUAUGUUGUUUUUUUUUCCUUUGAUGAUACCACAAAUGCCUUACAGACAAUUGUUGUCUUUAUAGACCACAAUCACAAC